AUGUUUGCCAAGCUUUUUGCCUUUGUUUUGACUUUGAUCGUCGCUAUUUCAUCGGUCGAAUCAAGGCCGUACCACGACGCUUCGAUCAGUGGCAGUCUAUUAAGCGCUUGGGGUGGAAACCUCGACAACUCCUACAAGAACCAGUACCAGGCUCCAACUUACACCAAUAAUGGUAAGUUUUUACUUUUUAAUUUCCAAAAUUUAGUUUUUAUGAAAUUUUUCAUACAGUUUAUUACCUAAAUUUCAAAAAUCAGUGUUAAAAAUAAAGCCUUAUCUAUACUUUACUUACAUUAUUAAUUUCAGUACGAUUUGCUUACCCAUACUACUACAACUGGCAAAAGUAG
Messenger RNA from Bursaphelenchus okinawaensis, 344 nucleotides. The record is from the annotation of a GenBank genome assembly. NCBI's taxonomy places the organism in Eukaryota, Metazoa, Nematoda, Chromadorea, Rhabditida, Aphelenchoididae.